Messenger RNA from Mytilus trossulus (common blue mussel), 1040 nucleotides. RefSeq lists its product as uncharacterized. The transcript is spliced from 2 exons. The record is from RefSeq and is a predicted model, not a curated record. The coding region runs from base 115 to 846 and encodes 243 amino acids. Lineage: Eukaryota; Metazoa; Mollusca; Bivalvia; Mytilida; Mytilidae.
UGCAUUUUGGUUAGAGAUUAUUCUAGUAUAUAAGUAGAGUUUCUCGCAACGUUAAUCAGUUCGAUCGUCAGAGCUCCCAGAGUGAAGACUAAAGAAAAGAUCUAAGUUUGAAAUAUGGUUAACACAAAGACAACGCCACGGCAAUCCUCACAGGAGAUUUACAGAUGUCCUGUCUGUGGUGAUAGGUUUCCCACUGCCAAAGAGUGGAGUGACCAUAUAAUUACAUGUUGUGAGGAAAAGCGGGUAUCAACAUCUUUCAUCUGCAAAGAACCGGCGUGCACCUAUGCAGCCCUCCUGGAAAGAGAUCUUAGGAGGCACAGCAAGAGAAAACACCAGAAAUCUACAGUAGCUGAAAGUGAUACUGACUCCGAUGAAAUUCCAUUUAGCCAGAGGCCGACUGGGUCAUCUUGCGUUGAUAUAACGUCAGUCACUCCAGAGGUCGCAACCAGUCCGGAGCUGGCACCAGUGAGGAAGCCAACUAAACCUCUGCCAGUGUUUGGCUCGACUAAGAAGAGGCAGCUUAUGGAACGCCUAGCAGAUGGUGUGGUACCGGUUAAAGUACCAAGGACUACUGCAACCGCAGUUAGGAGUAAUUUGUUAGUGGCUGCUUCUAUUACUUCACCGGUAUUAUUCACAAGUCCAGUGGCACAGACGCGUGUAACUUCGUCGCUUGGAGGUGGCGUGUUUCUUCAGCCGACAUGUGGUCUGGUUGUUCCUGCCAAGAGGACGAUUGAAACCCAAACCCCUGGUGUGAUUGCUCAUCACCAUCUGAAAAGGACCGUUAGAACCUGGUAUGAGGAAGGAGUAAAGGUUGAAGAGACCACAGAAGAAACUUGGGACAAUUGAUUAAUCAUUAUACGAUGUGUGUGUGCAUACAUUCUACAUGGAAGCCAAGGAGGCUGGAUAUCGUUACUUCGUGCCAGAGCAUGUGGACGAAGUCAGUUAUAAGUUUUGAACGUUUGAAUUGUUAGUUAUCAGACUGUGAGAGGACACAUUGUUUGAUUUUGAGUGUACUAUAUGGUAAAAGAUACCCGAUAUUA